AUGUAUGUUUAUGUCGAGUUCAUAACUUGGAUUGACGUAUCCCGGCGUCUGCGCCGCGCCAUCCUCCUAAAUGAUCUCCCUCUCGUAAAACGCAUCAUCCAGAACAACCCGCAAAUACUGCGCAACCCGGAUUUCGAAGACAAAAGCAACACAAGCCUGCAUCUGGCUGCUCGACAUGGCUUCACGCAAAUUGCCGAAUUCCUCAUCGACCUCGGUCACGAAUCCGACCUCAUCUCCCGCAACAACGACCUCGAAACCCCGCUAAUGCUCGCCGCCGCCGCGGGAAAAGAAGAAACCGGCGUGACUCUCGCAAAGCGCUUCCCAGAAUGCAUUCCGUGGGCGGAUAAACACGGGCUUGACGCUCUCAUGCUCUCAUGUAAAUCCGGCUUCGGCACCCUGCACCUCAUCCCCACGCUCAUCCUGCACGGCCCCUCCACGCUCUCCGCCUCCGACAACAACGGCAACACAGCCCUGCACCACGCCUCCGCCGCCGGCGAACUCAAAGCCCUCCGAAUGCUCCUGCAAUACGGCGCGAAUCCGCUCGCGUGCAAUGUAUAUAGCUGGACGCCGCUGCAUUACAGCGCGACGGUGGCCGCGGAGAGUUAUUUCAAGAGCUUGAUCAUCGAGAGCGAGAAGAGCAAGGCCGAGGUUAAGCGGGAGAGGGCGGAGAGGGAGAGGAGGGGCCGGGCCGGGGUCAGGAUUGUCACGGGGGAUGAUGAAGGUGGAAGUGGUGGUGGUGGUGGUGGGGGGAUGGAGUGGAGUCCCGUGGAGAGGAGGAGGGCGAUGACGCCGACGGAGGGGAGGGGCUGGGGGGAUGGGGCGAGAGCGAGGGCGGAGACGGGAGAGUCGAUUUAG
Parastagonospora nodorum SN15 is the source of this 855-nucleotide messenger RNA. RefSeq lists its product as hypothetical. Lineage: Eukaryota; Fungi; Ascomycota; Dothideomycetes; Pleosporales; Phaeosphaeriaceae. The record is from RefSeq and is a predicted model, not a curated record. Gene Ontology annotation, molecular function: protein binding. The coding region runs from base 1 to 855 and encodes 284 amino acids. The transcript has 4 exons.